GGCUUUGAAGCAAUUUAUACAUUUAUCACGUUUUUUACGCAUUUCAAGCCGGCUCACAAAACUGAGCUGCCGUUGUGUAUGGAACGUUUGCACAUCUGUGUAACUAGUGAUGUGUUAGACCUUGUCUUUUCUGAAUACAUGUUUCAGGUGAAACGAUAUACGGGUCGGCCAAAUUAUUUUCACGUAUAUGCAGACUUGUUAUCGGGUUUGAUUCGCGAUAAGCUGUGCCAUGCCGCUGGUAAUCUUAUCAUUGAGUGAUAAUAGUUAUAAGUGUCAGUGAGUUAUGUGCUGUGCGAAACGUUGGUACUUGCGGCACAGGCAACUGCUCCAGAGUUCGGUUGGCACGUCUUACAAUAGUGUGCAUUAGUGAAUGACCAUGGAGGCGAAACAUCUUUGCCUAUUGUUGCUGGCUUUUGUUCCGUUUACAACCGUAAGAGGACAGAAUGGCGACGAUUUACCUAUACCGAUGGAGAAUGAUAACCAAUUUCCUCCGGAGCAGCAGGCUGCACCGAGCGAUGGGGAUAUGCUCGAAGGAAGUGGAAUUGGGGCUAUUCCGCCACCAGAAACUGAAGACAAGCCAUCAAGUACCACUACCGAACAACCGCCAAUUGAAGAUAUUUUAAGUGGAACCAGCCAACUACUGAUUGAACAAGAUAGCGCUGACAAUAAAGAUAACCCAGAUAGUCAACUGUCUUGUCCAGAAAAAUGUUUAUGUAACGUAGAGGGCGAUGACUUUACAACCGACUGCUCAGGUGCAGAGCUCACAAUAUUCCCUGAAACCAUUGAUUUGAAAACUACAAAACUAAAAUUGCAAAAUAAUAAAUUAACAGAAAUACCAAAGGAAAUAUCUACCUUGACAAACUUGAAGGUUUUGAACGCUAGUGGCAAUUUGAUCCAGGAUUUGGCUCUCGGAUCAAUCAGCACGUUGUCUGGACUACUUGUUCUAGACCUACAAAAUAAUCGCAUGUUACAAUUUCCAAUGGAUCUGAAGAAUAGUUUCGGAUUAACAAAAUUAGAAACACUAAAUUUAGGUGGAAAUGACAUUAGAGAGCCAUUGGAAUCUGACGCGUUGGGAAAAUUUACAUCACUGCAAAAUAUUGUUGUACCCGCUAACGCAUUUGAUGAAGAAGUCGAAGCGGGAUUAUGCAAAUCAUUAGCUAGCAGUUUAAAAAUAAUAUGUGUUGACACUUGUGAGAAAGAAAAAACAUGCCCAGAUUCACUAGAUGAUAUUGAAAACGAUUUUAUUGAUGCUCAAAUCCCAGGAGCUAUAUUUAGUGAUAACGAAGAAGAAAUUGACAUUGAACCAACAGUGGAUACACCUGAAAUAAAUGGUGUACACAAUGAAAUGCCUAUCUCAGUUGAUAAUGAGACCCCAUUAGAAAAUGAAGUAAAUGAAAAAGAUUUAAACAUCUCAGAAACAAGUCCAGUAAAAGAAUUUUCUUCCCGGAGUGAUAUAAAAGAACCCGAGACUGGAUCAUCAAAUAUUAUGCCUGAAACAGCAUAUAGUCCAGUUAAAACAGACGAAGCUACAGCAAUUUCAAGGUUUAGUACUUUAGUAGAGGCUGAUAAUUCUGAUGAACCAAGGGGAAAACUUAAUAUUCCAGCUGAGCCUGCAUCUAAACAAAAAGAAGCUAAGCCAGAUACAAAUGAUUCAUCUAAUUAUAAAGUUGGUGCAACUACAGCCGAUUCAAAAACCGGGGGUGUAAACAAAAGUAUUAUUGGAAUAAUAGUUGCGGGUAUGGUGGUAGUAGUAGCUGGAAUUACAAUUAAAAAGAAUUGGACAGCAAUUAGAAAGAGAUUCAGUUCUAAUUCCAAUUCAAGAACACCAGAUCGUCAACAGACCGCAGGUAAUGCAAAUGGAACAACUGCUCCAGAAGAAAUACCUUUGCAAGAUAAAUCUCCCGUUUAAUGGGUGCAUUUUUGUGUUACAAUUGACUCUUUGUGGUUUCGAUCUGAAUGUCAUAGAAAAUUAUUUAUUGUCAAAAUAAAUUUCUAGAACUGCAGUUGGUAGAGACUAUGAAAACGUUAGGUGAUAUUUGUGCUGUGUGAUUUUAAUACAAAAAGUGUGUCAUGGAUACUUCGAUGUAAGCGUAAUUUAAGGCUUUUAAUUUCCUGUCUAAUAAUACUUAUUUAUACUGGAAUGAAAAUUAGUACAUAAAUAGAGAAAACCUAAAGUUGAAAAUUGGAGUCACUUUGAAAAACAACCGUAAAAUAUAUUUUUUUUACGAAGAUUGUAGUCGAUCACACCAGUCAACUUUAUCAACGCAGCAUGUGCAUAUGAUUAUGAACUGAAAUUGAAGUGGUGGUCGCUACAAUCAAUAGUAAAAUAUGGAAAGAGAUACAAAAAUGUAAAUAAGAAAAUCCAUUUACGUAUAUAAUAAGAAAAUAUUCAAUGUUAGGUACAUGUUUUGUACUUAACAUAAUAAAAAUAUAUAAAUAUAA
Molecule: messenger RNA, 2442 nt
Organism: Plodia interpunctella (Indianmeal moth)
Lineage: Eukaryota; Metazoa; Arthropoda; Insecta; Lepidoptera; Pyralidae
Exons: 4
Coding region: 371-1909 (512 amino acids)
Cellular component (GO): extracellular matrix
Molecular function (GO): protein binding
Source: RefSeq, a predicted model, not a curated record